Messenger RNA from Pollicipes pollicipes, 531 nucleotides. RefSeq lists its product as uncharacterized. The record is from RefSeq and is a predicted model, not a curated record. The transcript is spliced from 4 exons. The annotation marks the transcript as partial. Gene Ontology annotation, molecular function: protein binding. Lineage: Eukaryota; Metazoa; Arthropoda; Thecostraca; Pollicipedomorpha; Pollicipedidae.
GUGCCAGAGGGAUGUGACGUCUGCCGUCAGGUGCCAACGAGCGGCGAUCGCGCUCGUCGCCGUCUUCGUCGCCGUCAACGAUGUCCAGGGCGCCGUGUUCUCCGUGGGUCAUGCCAAUGCCAUUGGGCGUGCAGGAAACCUACGUUUCACCAACAUCAUGGCGGACGAUGUGAAGGGAUGGCGUUUCCAGGAGGGCUACUACGAGUGCAGAGAGAGGGGCUACUACUACGUCUCUUUUCACGGACUCUCCACGCACGCUGUUCCUACGACUCUGGUGCUGCACAAAAACUCGGAGGAGGUGCUGGCAGGAUACGGCAGCGGCACUGACUACAGCACCGCCAGCAACUCCGGCAUCGUCUUGCUGGGACUGGGUGACAAACUAUCACUGCACGUGAUCACCGGCGACAUUCACGAGUCAGAGAACAGUCGGCGCAACUACGUCACUCUGAGCGGCUUCAAGGUCGCCGACAGCCCUGGAGGCCCGGUUGGCCCCCCCGGCGCAAUUGGCGCCGCUGGCUCACUGGGGGCCGG